Dreissena polymorpha is the source of this 2191-nucleotide messenger RNA. RefSeq names its product GATA zinc finger domain-containing protein 1-like. The record is from RefSeq and is a predicted model, not a curated record. Gene Ontology annotation, biological process: chromatin organization; regulation of DNA-templated transcription. Gene Ontology annotation, molecular function: sequence-specific DNA binding; zinc ion binding. Lineage: Eukaryota; Metazoa; Mollusca; Bivalvia; Myida; Dreissenidae. Gene Ontology annotation, cellular component: nucleus. The transcript has 4 exons. Bases 102 to 953 code for a protein of 283 amino acids.
AUAUUUUUGAUUACCUGCCCCUGAUUACUCUGUAUUAUUGUUUUGCCAUAAGUUCAUAUUUUAUUUUAAUUUUUUGGAUAGGGUGUCGAUAAACAUAUAAAAUGCCUCUUGGGGUUAAACCUGUGUGUGCAGGUUGCAAGAGCAGCAAUUCCACGAUGUGGAGCAAAGGAGAAAAGGGUGAAAUUAUGUGCAAUGCGUGUCUAACAAAGCCAAGCUUAGUGGGGAAAGACUCGAAUUUCAUGAAUGGCGUUGCUCCUUCAAAGAAAGCACCUUCGAGCACAGAAAGUGCACAAGACCGCGUCCUAAGAAAGAGCUCCAGGAACAAGCCUUCAAAAUACAGAGUUGCAAAUUCCAAGCCCAUAGCUACCAAAGGGAAAGGACGUCGGAUUAUAUUCAAGAAAACGCAACCUGUCAAGGCUCCAACAGCAGUUUCAACUGUAGUUACUGGGACCAGUAUCUUCCAUGAUGGCACAUAUUACCAAAUAGGGGAUAUAGUCUCUCUGAUAGACGAUGACGAGGUCCUCUACUAUGCUCAGAUUCGUGGCUUUCUUCAGGACCAGUAUUACGAGAAGAGUGCAGUCAUCACCUGGCUACUGCCCACCAGACACUCGGACCGGACCAAGUUUGACCCAUCCACUUAUAUCUUAGGGCCAGAGGAAGAUCUGCCCAGGAAAAUGGAGUAUCUGGAGUUUGUAUGCCACGCCCCUUCUGACUAUUUCCACGACAAAACAUCCCCUUAUCCCACCUUCAAAAACACCCCCAACCUCUGUUAUAUCUGGUCUUCACUGGGCCCAGAAAUAUGUGAGGCGCCCGCACGAUUGGACGAUAUUUUUGGGCCUCCUGACUCUGUGAAAAGUGAGGGCCCUGUGUCACUGUAUCCCCAGCCCUCAAAGAAGACAAAAAUUGAGAAGGUCAAGGUUAAAGAAGAGAAGAAAGUGAUUGUUGUGGAAUGAUGCCAUGCAUAAAAAUGCAUGAAAGUAUAUUUAACAAUUUAGGAAAAACUUAAACAAUGAUCCACGCUCUGAGAAAUCUGGGCAUAAUGCUUGUGCGUAAGGUGUUGUCCCAGAUUAGCCUGUGCAGUCCACACAGGCUAAUCAGGUACGACACUUUCUGCUUAAGUGACAUUUUUCGUUUAAAUGAAGUCUCUUUUUAGCAAAAAUCCAGUAAAGGCGGAAAGUGUCGUCACUGAUUAGCCGUGCGGACUACAUAGGCUAAUCUGGUACGACACUACGCACAUGCAUUAUGCCCAGUUUUCUCAGAACACGACUCAUAUACACAUGAGCCUUGCUUCUAGGAAAACAUGGUUUAAUGCAUGCACGUAAAGUAUUGUCACAGAUUAGCCUGUGCAUACCAUGCAGGCUUGUCUGUGACAACAUUUUCUGACGCAACUGGAUUUUCGCUAAGAAUCUAUUAAGAAAGGUCUUCAAAUAAAUGUUACUUUCAAAGGGACUACAUUUGCGUAAAAAUACGUUACAUAUCUAAGCAAUGUCGAAAUUCAGAUUUUAAAGUAAUGGCCCAAAUUCUUAUACACGUAUAUAAAAAGUAAAAUUUCUUACUAGCCCGGCUACAUAAAUUAUUUAAUUCCUACUAGUCCGAAUGGAUUUUCACUAGCCAAAACCCUUCGGGCUAGUGCGAAUUUCGCACACUAAGACUUAAUUUCAUAAACUAUCAAGACCAAUCUCCUCAAACCGAGAUGGUAUAGACCUGUCGCCUCCAAAAGAGAUGGUAUAGACCUGUUGCCUCCAACGGAGAUGGUUUAGACCUGUCUUCUCCAAACAAGAUGGUAAAGACUGGUCGCCUCCAACCAAGAUGGUAUUGACUUGUCUCCUCCAAACGAAAUGGUAUAGACCUGUACAGAUAAAUCCUGUAAAUUGAUGGUACCAGUUCUGUUAUAUACCAUGUACAUGUGAUUUUGGUGGAUGACUGUUCAAAGUUUUGGGUAUUUGUUGGGUGGUUUGUUUUAUUCAAUACUGUUUUGAUAUUGUUGUGUAAUAGAGACACUACAUCUAGAUCACUGAAGAUGUAUUGUUGUCUGCAUGCAUUAAACAUUGAACGUAUGUUCUCAAACUGAGAGGGUUACAGAUGUCAGCAAUGCAUUCAUCUUAAGAAAACAUUUAAUUGAAUGUCAUUUUUGUAAGAACAUAAAAUAAUCAAUUCAAACUUAUUAACUUUAAUAAAGAAUAUUUUUGAA